Molecule: messenger RNA, 2208 nt
Organism: Fonsecaea erecta
Lineage: Eukaryota; Fungi; Ascomycota; Eurotiomycetes; Chaetothyriales; Herpotrichiellaceae
Exons: 2
Coding region: 1-2208 (735 amino acids)
Source: RefSeq, a predicted model, not a curated record
AUGGCCGCAAUGCAGGGACAGCCUCUCUCACCUACCAGGAUCCCUCUUCUCUCUGAAAAGGCUGCUGGGACACCGGCCACACAGUCCACCAGCUCAGAUAGCCCUCCCCCAACCCCCAAGCCCCACCAUGCGGUCAAAGACAACAUGGAGGGUGCUCUGCCGUCGUUGCUCUGGGGAGCAUUUGCGCCUUGCGUCCCGGUCGCCGUCAUCUCCAGCGUGCUUCUCACGGCCAUCCUGUACAAUCGGAUUGACAGCAGUUACGUCUUUCUUCCCAAACAUCAAGGAACAACCAGCACGAGUGAAGGGCUACAGACUCUCCAGAAUAUCCAGCAGAUCGAGAACAGUGGCGGCGAUCGAGCUUACUACCUCCACUACAACACCAUCACCAAUCCCGCAGUAUUGCACAUGAUCUCUUCAUGGACGGCCAAGAUCAUCCCCUUCGUCACCGGGGCAUCCAUGGCUCUCGUUGCUUUCUUCGCAGGCCAACGCAUCAUGAAGGCCACCGCCAGCAAAUCCGAGAAGUUGCCGAGUCCUCACCAGGUAUCCAUCCUUAUCGGACUGCUCAACGGAGGCGGGACGCAACCCCUACUCGACACCGUCAAGUAUCGUUGGCAAAACCACGAGAGCCUCGUUCAACCGGUUCCUCUCGCCUUUUGGUGCUUGUCAUUCAUUGUGUUCAUGACCUUCGCGAUCGGCGCCGUCGACAGCUGGUUUGGUACCGUCACCACGGCCUUGAAUAUUGAGUUGGUCGUUCCAAAAAACCACACGGCCUUCUUCUCCUAUGGACGGGGUCUGAACUCCAGUCAAUGUGGGCCUGGGGACUGGCAGGUCCGGAGUUGUCCAGGCAAUGCUCAAGCGAGCUGCAGCUACCCGUGCAGCAUUACGAACUGGACUGCGGCGAACGGCGAGCGCCACGGUGUGCUCAACGCACAGCAAGCCGCGGAGGUUCUGAUGUCGAACUCGUAUAAUAACACCAUCUACAACGUGACGACCGGUGGCUCGAAUUACUACUUCCUUGGGGAUGUGCGGAGCAGCACGACGCUCGACUUUGCGGCGACAACGCUGGCGAUCAAGACGCAGUGCCACAUGGUGACCCAGGAUUGCAAUGUCACCAACAACGGCGAUCUCAGCUCCGGCUUCACGUGUGGGGCCUACAGCGCGCCAUCCUUCUCGUACUCGGGAGAGGUGGGCGUGGACCCGAAGAACGCGAUGUCGUCGCCAGAUGAGGCCAUGGUCGGCAUUCAAUUCUUCAAUGACACGGCAAAGACUCAGCCCGUCGGAUUCGGCAGCAGCACCACCGACCUCUUCAGCACGCAGAACCCCCUUCAGUUUCUGGUGUGGUCCAAAGGCUUCCCGCCGGUGGACACGGGUGAAGACCAAUUCAAACACAUGCGGGAUGCCUACUUCCUCAAGUACGACGCCACGGGCGAUACUGUGUUUAUCCUGAAUUGUUCGGCUGUCAUUGCGCAGGUCAAAUACCACUGGAUCAACGCAUCGGUGAGCCUUGUCGAGCUCGAGGCCGACGAGGACGUGGCCGACUACUACGGUGCCGUCUUCAGCGCCCCGUUCGCCAUCAACAGCGCACUCUCCCACCUGUCCCUGCAAGACGCCGCCGCGCUGGCCGCAUAUCAGAAGACACCGGAGGGCCUGUCUAAGGUCUUCGGUGACCGGUUCUCGCAGGCCGCCGUGGCCCUCAGCUCCGGCAUCGCCAUCAAGGUCCAGAACGAGCAGGAAUGGACGCGGAACAACAACUAUCUCGCGGUGCGGGUUCCCUACGUGCCUCUCUAUCUCCUCGUCGCGCUAAAAGCCAUCUACGCCCUGUUCGCGCUGAGUCUGGCCGUGCUGGCGGUGUUCCUGACGCAGCCGUCGCAGGCGCAGGAGGUCAAGGAGCGGCUGACGGUCGACGGUCUCGCCGCGGGCUUCUUCGAGCCCCACGCCAACCACGAGAAGGCGGUCAAGAAGGUGUGCGACCUGUUUGCGGAGCACCAGAGUCCCGAGAAGAGCGACGACACCCAGAAGAUCGGCCUGUUGCAGACCGACAAGGGCGGCUGGCUCUGGGUCAGCGUGGUGAAGAAGGCCGCCGAGGGCCUGGGGAUUCAGCAAGCAGCCGACUACGCGAUAGGCCAGGUGGCCGACGCGGCCGCGACGCAGAUGGGCGCGGUGGGCACCUUGGGGCAAGGGUACAAAUUGGUCAAGGAGAUCAUUUAG